CGGCUAACCUUGUAACUCAAGCUCUUCGAUUCCACUUCAAAACAACUAACUGCCUUCAUCUCCAAUGCUCGCCCGCGCAUCACACCCCUUGCGUGCACAAGCCGCGCGUAUUCGCGUCGCCUCUCCUGCACGUUUCGUGCAUGGCCACGGGGAAUACCAUCACUUGCCAUUCCAGUUCCCGGGAAAGAAACGAUUAGCGUUCGGCAUCAAGCUCACUGCUUUCCUGACAGUAGGAUUCAGUAUUCCCUUUGUAGCUGCAAAAUUUCAAUUGAAUAAGUCUGCUGCAACAUAGACCCGCGUACUAUGUAGCGCAUUCGACAUACAACACAACCCUUGCGUCUUG
Messenger RNA from Suillus paluster, 343 nucleotides. RefSeq lists its product as uncharacterized. Gene Ontology annotation, biological process: mitochondrial electron transport, cytochrome c to oxygen. The transcript is spliced from 3 exons. Lineage: Eukaryota; Fungi; Basidiomycota; Agaricomycetes; Boletales; Suillaceae. The record is from RefSeq and is a predicted model, not a curated record. The coding region runs from base 65 to 292 and encodes 75 amino acids.